AUGGGUGACAGAUCGCUGGUGGCCACGAUCGACGAUUUCGUGAACCCUGAAAAGGGUGAGGAGGCUCGCACGGAUGCCCUCAACACUCUGCUCAUCCCACUGCACCAGCUCGUGGAGAACAUGGCGGACUACUUGCCCUCCAAGGACGAGGUCAUCCGCGGCCGAGCUACGCUUCUGCUGUCCGAGAUCAUUGCGCGUCUGCCCGAACUCAAGCUGGACGAGGGGUCGCUGCACUUCCUCUCCGCCUUCUACGCUGACCGUCUGCAGGACUUUCCCUCCAUUUCCGAGGUGCUCAAGGGCAUUCUGGCGCUCUUGACCAACCACACGACCACCGACGAGGAUGUGGUCGCCAUCAUUCGAAGGCACAAUCUCCAUCACCCAACCCUCAGAGACAUCACCGCCGAAGUGGUGGACCAGGGCUACAUGGUGUCUCUGUCGCAGGCUGCGCGAAUGAAUCUGCUUCAGAUCUAUUCGAUCGUCUUGGACAAGUUCGAGGAUGCCGCCAAGUCGCUCAAGGCCGAUUUCGUCUUUUCCUUCGUACGCGUGCUCGAUGGCGAGCGUGACCCUCGCAAUUUGGUCAUCGGCUUCCAGACAUUCGUCAAGGUCGUUCACAGCAUCCCCGAGUUCGUCCGCUUCAGCGAGGAACUGUUCGAGGUGGUGUCUGUCUACUUCCCAGUGACGUUCACACCCAAGCCCAAUGACCCCUACGGCAUCACGAAAGAGGCACUGGUCCAGAGUCUUCGCGCGUGCUUUGCCGCGUCAUCGGAGCUCGCCCAGCACGUCAUUCCUUUUUUGUUGGACAAGGAGUCUUCCACCAUCAGUGAGACUAAGUUGGACGCCCUGGAGACGCUUUCGCUUUGCGCCCAGAGCUACGGAUCCCUCACGAUCUCCCGAUAUGUCGAAGACAUUUGGCCUGCCCUGCGCACUGAGGUGCUCACGUCAAAGGAAGCACGCGUUGUGGACCAGGCGCUGAAGACAGUGUCCGACCUUACCAAAGUCCUGGCGAGCGAUGUCGUUACAAUCACUUCCGGCGCGCGUGUUUCGUCCAACCUGCGAGAAUUUUUGGAGCCGCUGAUCAACCAGUGCUUGCACGAACUCCGAUCGCCCGACUCCAAGAUCGCCAUCUCCUGCGGCAAGAUCCUGCAGGCAGCUGCUUCGGCUUCGGUCCGUGCAUGUGUCGAGAUUCUGAAGGACACCUUCCCGAUCCUGCUGCGCCAGUUCUCGCUGGAGCAGCGUCCUUCGCACCGCCAGUCAUUGCUCGACCUCGUCCUCAACUUUGUCAUUGCAAGCAGCCAAUUCAGCGAGCUCACGGUGGAGGAUCACCCAUUGCGACCCUGGCGGGAUCAGCUCUUCACCACCUUCACCAGCACCUUCGUUGCCCAGAGCGUGCUCAGCACGGCCAAGUUCAAGAUCACGUCCAUCACCGGACUCCGUGGCCUCCUUUUGGCUGACCUGCUCGAUGCUAACCAGACUGAAGUGGUGCUUUUGCACUUCAGCAAGGCCGUUCUCGAGGACAAGGACGCAGUGGUCCGAUCGAACGCACUUCGGGCACUGGACGUGGUCGCGCAUCAGCCGGGCAAAGCUGGGCUUGUGGAGAAGUACACGCUGCCCGCCCUCCUCGAUGCCAUCACCAGCAUGACUACCCAGUCCGAUGUCGCCACUCUGCCUCAGCCUCGAGAAGCGAGCAAAGAAGUAACCCUGUGCAACACCACAGCCCGAGAAGAGAGCGAAGAGCACCGCGAGGACAGUGAAGGCAAGACCCUACCAUCGAUCCUGGGAGCGCUCACGGUCCUCGCCUCCGAGGCCUCGCUCUGCCGCGUGAUGGUGCCGAGGCUGCUCGCGAUCACCGAGUCGCAUUGGGCCGAGCUCAGGGAGGCGAGCCAGGACGGCAAGCCGCACUCCGUGCCUGCGCACGUGCUUGAGGCACUCUCGCGCGUUGUCGCUUCCGCCGCUGAGUCUCCGGCGAUCAUCCAGGAAUGGGCAGCCACCCACUGCCCUCGCGUGCUCAAGCUGCUCAUCAACGAGGCCUCCUCGCAGACCGCGACAACCCCCGAUUCUGCCGAUUUUCUGCAUGCUCUGGACUCGAGCGUGCGCCUGUUUGGCGCGGUGACCAGGGGACUCGAGGCUGGUACGGAGCGCGCCGCCUUCGUCGAUUCGGUGGCCGCUCUCUUCCUCAACGGCAAGGCCGACAAGUUCCCUCACGAGGUCGAGUCCUUCCGCCCCUUCGACGAGAAGGCCCCCACCGGGCAGAAGCUGCUGAUCAGAGUCUUUACCGCGGUGGUCGGCUCGGCCCACCGUGACACGCCCCUGGCCUCGGCGGACGAGGCGCUGGGCCGGCUGUACGCGUUCACCGAGACACGCGCCAUCGCCAACGCAGGCGAGGCGGCCAAGGCACAUGAACUGAUCGCGCUUUCUGCCUCUCAAGGAUUGGCUGCUGUGGUGAACAAACUGCCCGAAGAUUCAUCCGAGCUGAGCGAGUUCUUGGCGCAAGUGCUGCCCGAGCUUGGCCGCAAGGUCGGACCGGGCUCCUCCGCACCCUUCCAGGAAAAGACCGACGCUCUGCGCACGCUCACUUGGUUGGCCAAGGCGUUGGUGAUGCGCGGGCACGCCAAGGGCAAGGAGGUGGCCAACGAAUUGAUCGGACUUCUUUCGUCCACGGAAGAAGAGGGACACAAGAAGCUGUCGGUCUUGGCGGCGCAGUCCAUGGACGUCAUCAUCGGCGAUUCAGAGGACGUUCUCAACGUCCACACCAGCUCACGCAUUCGGGUGCUGUACAAGCAGCGCUUCUUCAGCGAAUUGCUGCCCACCCUGCUGCGCGGUUUCCACGAGGCCUCCGCGCCAUCCAAGCCUGCGCACCUGCUCGCCAUCUCCUACCUCCUCAAGCACAUCCCCAAGUCCGUGCUCCUUUCCGAGCUGCACACGGUGAUGCCGUUGAUUGUGCAGUCGAUCAAUGCAGACGACGAGGGCCUCAUCGCGUCGACCCUCCAAACGCUCUCCAUGCUCAUCAAGGAGGCGCCCAACAUGGUGAGUGAGCACGUGUCGGCCUUCGUUCCGGCGCUCCUGCGACUCACCACCUUCAGACCGAAGAUGGCCAUCCGCAUCGCUGCGCUGGACUGCCUGUCGUCGUUCAUCACGUUGCCCUUCUACAAGAUCUUCCCCUACCAGAAGAAGAUCGCGAAUGAGCUCUCGGCCGCGUUGGACGAUCCCAAGAGGGCCGUGCGCAAGGCCGCCGUCAAGUGCCGCAACCAAUGGCUCACCACUUGCCUCAUCGACCCAAGGUUUGGGCUGAAGACGGACAACACGGCCCUGCGGAAGCCCGCCGCCGCGCCCGAACCACACCGCGGCCACGACCACCACGGCCACGACCAUGACCACGCACACGGCCAUGGCCACAGCCACGCGCACUGA
This is a messenger RNA of Acanthamoeba castellanii str. Neff, 3408 nucleotides long. Its product is annotated as HEAT repeat domain containing protein. Gene Ontology annotation, biological process: iron-sulfur cluster assembly. The record is from RefSeq and is a predicted model, not a curated record. Gene Ontology annotation, cellular component: cytosolic [4Fe-4S] assembly targeting complex. The coding region runs from base 1 to 3408 and encodes 1135 amino acids. The transcript has 28 exons. NCBI's taxonomy places the organism in Eukaryota, Discosea, Longamoebia, Acanthamoebidae.